CAUCUUCCCACUAUAAAUUUAGGGCCCCUGUGCCACUAGGGUUUUAUCCUCCGUGCGUUUCGUUCUUUCUAGGUCACAAUGGGCGUGUACACUUUCGUCUGCAGAAACUCAGGCGGCGUGUGGAGCGCUAAGCAGACUACUGGUGAUCUUGAAGGGGAGGCUUCGUCGACGUACGAACUCCAGCGGAAUCUCGUGCGGGCUGCGGCGGCUACGGAUUCAUCCGGCGGCGUGCAGUCCUCUUUCUCAUAUGUCACUCCUUCUUCUGCUGUUUUUCAGGUUAUCAUUGGUGGCGGUGGAGGCGGCGCAUUCAUUGGUAGCGGUGGCGCUUCGGCUGCUGUAUCUGCUCAUGGCGGCAGUGCUGCUGCAGCUCCUGAGGCACCUCCUGCUGAGGAAAAGAAGGAAGAAAAGGAAGAGAGUGAUGAGGAUAUGGGAUUCUCCCUCUUUGAUUAAGUCCUUUUCACUAGUUUCUACUAUUUAUGAAUCAUUCUCCUGAGAACACGUCUUCAUCGGUUUGAAAUUUUAAGUUCACUUCUUUAUUGUGCUGACAAGAUUUUUUUGAAUUCCUUUGCUUAUGUUGCUCUAUAAUGAGUUUGAGACAUUAUUUCACGGUUGUAGUUUUGAAAAUUUUGAUUGUUUUCAAUUGUUUUACCGCACUGGUAGAACUCAAUACUCACAUCCAAAAUAUCAAAUUCACGAGAAAA
Phalaenopsis equestris is the source of this 701-nucleotide messenger RNA. RefSeq names its product 60S acidic ribosomal protein P3-like. Lineage: Eukaryota; Viridiplantae; Streptophyta; Magnoliopsida; Asparagales; Orchidaceae. Gene Ontology annotation, molecular function: structural constituent of ribosome. Gene Ontology annotation, cellular component: ribosome. The coding region runs from base 79 to 450 and encodes 123 amino acids. The transcript has 2 exons. The record is from RefSeq and is a predicted model, not a curated record.